This is a messenger RNA of Manihot esculenta (cassava), 1343 nucleotides long. RefSeq names its product vesicle transport protein GOT1. The coding region runs from base 510 to 917 and encodes 135 amino acids. The record is from RefSeq and is a predicted model, not a curated record. The transcript is spliced from 7 exons. NCBI's taxonomy places the organism in Eukaryota, Viridiplantae, Streptophyta, Magnoliopsida, Malpighiales, Euphorbiaceae. Gene Ontology annotation, biological process: endoplasmic reticulum to Golgi vesicle-mediated transport; retrograde transport, endosome to Golgi.
UAGUACCACCCUUCGAAAUGAAGCCAUGAAUUCGAAGGAGAGAAGAAGACGUUUUACACAGUUGCUGAACCGGUGACUAGCUCCUUCAUUCCAUUGUUGAUUCCUGGGAUCUGUUAACUGGCAAGCUCCUUUCUAUUUCUCUCUACGCUUUUUUUCCCCUCCAUUCACUCAAUUUCUGCAUUGCUUCUGUCUCCUUCAAUUUUUUGUUACAAUUUAACUUUGAAUUUAUAUCAAUGCCUUCUCGGAUGGGAAUAAUUCAGUGGGCAUUUUUUUAAUUUCUUUUUUCUCGAUUGCUUAUGAACAAGAAGCUGAAUUCAAUGUUUGUCCUUUCAUGUCGUUUGUCUUUCCCCCCUUUUUCUUUCUUUUGUUUCUUGCCGCCCAAACAGCUUUUAAUAAGGUGAUUCCUAUUUUCUCCAUAUCAAAGAGAGUGUCACUGCGAACCUGACUGACAAAUUCUCUGAAAUUCUUCAUAUUUUGUUGAAAGAAAGGGUGUUCAUACAAUCAUCCAGAUGGCCUAUGAACUAAAUGAACAAAAGAAAAUUGGAUUGGGUCUCAUUGGCUUCGGCAUCUUUUUCUCAUUUCUUGGUGUACUUCUGUUUUUUGAUAGGGGUCUGCUUGCCCUAGGCAAUAUAUUUUGGUUAACAGGGGUAGCCAUAUUGCUUGGUUGGCGUUCUACUUGGAAUCUUUUUACAAACAAAGCAAACUACAAGGGCUCUGUGUGUUUUGUCCUGGGGCUUUUCUUCAUCUUUGUUCGCUGGCCUAUAGUUGGUAUAAUCUUAGAAAUAUACGGCUGUAUUGCUCUCUUUGGUGGCUUCUGGCCAUCAGUUAAGGUGUUCCUCUAUCAGAUUCCAGUUGUUGGAUGGAUUAUACAGUAUCCUGUUCUGCUUCUUGAUCGUUUGAGAGGCAGUCCUGCCUGAGGAACUGCUUUUGUCCAACCCUUCUGAUGAAGUUCUUGAAUUCUAUGCAUCUCUUCCAAAGUUAUGUCGAGAGGUGGUUAGGGAUUCAUUGAUUUUUUGCUGGUCAAUUGCCCGUCUCUGCAUGAAAUCAAGAAAGGAAAAAGCACUGGAUUUGUGAAUAGCAAUUAAGGAGAGCAAGACAAGCCAAGCCUCUUUUCUGUUGGAUAUUCUUCAGUGCUUAAGCAGUUUCUGAAAUGACUUGUAUUUUUUAUUUUUAUUUUUAUUUUGUUUCUGGUUGGUUGACUGGUCGGCUCGAGUUACUGCUGUGAUUGCUUUGCAACAAUUGAUUGAGGUGCAGGAUCAACCAUUUGAUAAAAAAAGUUGAAUAUAACAAUGCUAACUCAACUCAAUGUGGUAUAAGUUGUGAGAUGAAUUGUUAUUUUUAUA